AAGUGCUGCUGGAUCUGUGGGCGGAGCAUUUUUAAGGUCACCUGCACCUUCUGACUGGGAAAAGAUGGUCAACGUCUUGAAAGGAGUGCUUAUAGAAUGUGACCCUGCCAUGAAGCAAUUUCUGCUGUACUUGGAUGAGUCAAAUGCCCUAGGGAAGAAGUUCAUCAUUCAAGACAUUGAUGACACUCACAUCUUCGUAAUAGCAGAGUUGGUUAAUGUCCUCCAGGAGCGAGUAGGUGAAUUAAUGGACCAAAAUGCCUUUUCUCUUACCCAGAAGUGAAAAUAUUAGAUAAUAACCACUUAGGAAUUAAAAGUAACAAAUGUGAGAGACUCACCAUUUGAUGUCUUGUGUGACUGAUUAGAUUUACAGAAUUGCUCGGAAGCAUGUGACAGGGAAGACUGUGAUAUCAUUUGUUCAUAAGAAAGCCCCUGAACUGACUU
This is a messenger RNA of Mesoplodon densirostris (Blainville's beaked whale), 441 nucleotides long. RefSeq names its product general transcription factor IIH subunit 5 (gene GTF2H5). The transcript is spliced from 2 exons. Gene Ontology annotation, cellular component: transcription factor TFIIH core complex; transcription factor TFIIH holo complex. Bases 65 to 280 code for a protein of 71 amino acids. The record is from RefSeq and is a predicted model, not a curated record. Gene Ontology annotation, biological process: transcription by RNA polymerase II; nucleotide-excision repair, preincision complex assembly; nucleotide-excision repair. Lineage: Eukaryota; Metazoa; Chordata; Mammalia; Artiodactyla; Ziphiidae.